AGGCGUUGCUGCAUACGCUAUCGACAGAUGGAACGGUACCAUCGAAACCGAACGAAGGCCGCUACACCGCUGAGCAGGUACAGAAGCUAUCGAAUAAGCUCGAAGAAAUCAUGGGCGAUGCGAGCAUUGCCAACGAUCAAAGGCAAAUUGGCGACGGGCAAAUGGUGAACGAAGAAGGCCUACCCAUCGUCGAUAUCUCUGAGCCGGUCUCAGAGGACACCUUCCUUACGCCAGUCCCGCGUGUUACGAACACAACAGACAGGCUUCAGAGUUCAGUCACUCUCACCGAAGAACCACCUCUUGUCCCGCUGUCGUCCUUGCCCGCGGUGGAACACGAGCGCCUGCGAGACCAGCGCAGCAGAAUUCUCGACAUCCUCGAAGAAGAGGAACGGGAGCACGAGGCGAAUGAAGAAGCACGACAGGAGCAGAAGCGAAAGGAAGCGCUCGAACGACGGAAGAAAGAAGCCAGUGAUGAGCUCGAUAAGCUCAGGGCGCAACGAGAGUUGCAGAAGAAAAUGGGAAAGGCGUUAUUGAAGAACAUGGCGGAUGCGAGGGAGCGUGAGGAGAAGAUGCGAAGGCAACAAGAAGCGGACGACGCACAAACCCUGCGCGACAAGGAGAAAGUCAACGCGCUCAAGCCGAGGAAGAGCGUGUCGUUUGCUGCGCUACCCAAGGGGACGACCGGCGACCAUGACAUACCCAUCGACAGCGCUUCAAAGAAGAAGACAUCAGCGACACCGACAAUGAAGAUUGACGUUGUUGAGCGAUUCCCGGGCAAGAUCUCCUCAGGGCCCGGCACGCCAGUCCCCAAGUCGGCCUUUGACCGCAUACCCGAUUCCGACGAUGAAUCUGAACUUGAAUCCCCCGUGGCCCACGGAACUGCCCGCAACCAAGAUCAUCUUGCUGAGGAAGAUUCAGACGAGAGUGGUAGACAUGUGCCCCACUCGUCCAGCGAUGAUGAUGGAGGAAUGGAGUCGGACGGUGACAUGGAGGAGUUCGACCCCGACUUCGACCGCAUACAGCAUCAACGUGAAAUCGCGCUCGCGUACUACGAAAAGCGCAAUGCCAUUGGUGUCGAUGCGCAUAGCGCAAUGACAUCGCACAAGCACGAAGCAGACGAAGGUCUAGGUUCUGAACAUCCUUGGGAUCAACCGGAGGUGCCGCUCGAUGCCACUCUUGCCGGACCGCCCCCAAAACCAGCUGUAUCGCGCUUCAGAGCGGACCGGCAUCCUGAAAUGGCAGCACAACCGUCAACAUUUAUUUCCACGUCCCUUGGCGCAUCUAUCCUGCCAGAGUCCGAGGGGUCAAUGUUACAAAACGCGAUCCACCGCGGCAAACUCGUGGACGACGAUCUCGUGGCUUACGAUAGUGAAGACGAGGACGACGAUCCCGCGGUGCGAGAAUUGCUCAAUGCACUAGUCAGGGGCGAAGUACAAAACACGGGACCUGGGCCUCAAGGUCCGCAGGUUAAAGCAGACAAUAAACGGAGCGCAGAACCCGCACAGAAGGCGUCGAGAUUCAAGGCGACACAAGAUCCCUCAGUCUCCCGAACUGCCCGCUCACCAAAUAACAUGCCUAUUACCGCCGCGUACACCACCGAGCCAAAUAAUUCGAUUUCGACAAAUGUUUCUGAGCGACGAGCACCACAGGUCAGGAGUUCACCCAGCGCGUCUACCACGCCACGGAAGGAGGCCUCAUUUUCGCCGAAGACUACCCCUGCCCCGCCCAAAGCUACACCCAGGCUCGCGAGAACGUCCGUGAACGGCUCCUCGUCAGGUUUCACUUCCAUGGUGCUCGAAUCGCCGUCGUUUCAACCGCCAGCGCCGCACUCAUCGCCCUCGCAGUCUCUUCGGCAGGCUGAAUCAGCUCCAACAACUGGGGAAAUGCCAGGGAACAUCGUCAUUUCGCCCUCAUAUCCGCCGACGAACCGACCCCAACGACCACCCACUGUCAUGUCCGCUGCUGUGCUCGAGCGUACAGUGAGUGCAACAAAGGCCAGUGCGGAUGAAGAACCAAAACGAGAGAAAAAAGUUUCCCGAUUUCGGAUGGAGAGGGUAUAACAGAUCCUUUCCCGGGGUUGCGGAGGCUUCUGUGUACCAUGUAGUACUUUUACUCGCUGGGUUGAUCCAUUGUAAC
This is a messenger RNA of Punctularia strigosozonata HHB-11173 SS5, 2136 nucleotides long. RefSeq lists its product as uncharacterized. The record is from RefSeq and is a predicted model, not a curated record. The coding region runs from base 111 to 2060 and encodes 649 amino acids. The transcript has 3 exons. Lineage: Eukaryota; Fungi; Basidiomycota; Agaricomycetes; Corticiales; Punctulariaceae.